Molecule: messenger RNA, 876 nt
Organism: Cercocebus atys (sooty mangabey)
Lineage: Eukaryota; Metazoa; Chordata; Mammalia; Primates; Cercopithecidae
Product: heterogeneous nuclear ribonucleoprotein A/B-like
Biological process (GO): regulation of gene expression
Cellular component (GO): nucleoplasm
Molecular function (GO): RNA binding
Source: RefSeq, a predicted model, not a curated record
AUGCUAAAUAUAAAGGAGUGUCAGAAUGCCCCAGCUGGGAAGGAGGGGUUGCAGUUGAAGCGGCUCAGUCAGCUGACGAGGCCAGACCUCAGCAGUCCGAGCUGGAGCACAGCAGAGCCCAAGGCGCUUUCCCCGGAGGGUGGGGACAAGUGGGCAAGUAGCCGCCACGACUCGGCCUAUCCUGUCCUCAGAGACGACUGGAGCCACCGAGAACCGAGGCCUCCCCGAAGGCGAGUCGUCGGUGCCGCCGCAGCGCCCUCGAGCGGGAAUCAAAAUCAGAACUCGCCGAGGACCGCGCCUAUCAACGCCAGCAAAAACGAGGAGGAUGCAGGAAAAAUACUCGUUGGUGGCCUGAGCUGGGAUACCAGCAAAAAAGAUUUAAAAGACCAUUUUACUAAAUUUGGAGAGGUCAUUGACUGUACAAAAACAAUGGAUCCCAACAUUGGAUGGGCAAGAGGGUUUGGGUUUAUCCUGUUCAAAGAUGCAACCAAUGUGCAGAAGGUCCUAGACCAGGAGUACAGGCUGGAUGGCCGUGUCAUUGACCCUGAAAAGGCCAUGGCUAUGAAUGAGAGAACCCACCAAUUCCGGAAACAUGACUUCAUGGAGGGUCUGAAUCCUGAAGCCACUGAGGAAAAGAUCAGGGAGUACUUUGGCGAGUUUGAGGAGACUGAGGCCAUUGAAACAUUGGAUCCAAAGUUUAACAAAAGACAAGGUUUUGUGUUUAUUACCUUAAAAAAAAAAAAAUCUGUGAAGAAGGUUCUGGAGAAAAAGUUCCAUACUAUCACUGGAAGCAAGUGUAAGAUCAAGGUGGCCCAGCCCAAAGAAAUUUACUGGCAGCAGCGGUAUGGUUCUCGGGGCUGUGGAAACCACAACUGA